Messenger RNA from Laccaria bicolor S238N-H82, 1089 nucleotides. RefSeq lists its product as uncharacterized. The coding region runs from base 1 to 1089 and encodes 362 amino acids. NCBI's taxonomy places the organism in Eukaryota, Fungi, Basidiomycota, Agaricomycetes, Agaricales, Hydnangiaceae. The transcript is spliced from 20 exons. The record is from RefSeq and is a predicted model, not a curated record.
AUGGUUCUAUGUGUGGAUGAGUUUCAGGAUAAAGCCAACCUUUUUCACAAUGAUGACUAUAUGCAUCCAGCACAGAGGAGUCAGCCAGUCAUAGUAUUUGGCAGGAUGUGGCAUGUUUUUGGGCUUCUGUUUCCAACCUUGAGCUCAGCAAUGUCUCCUUUGAUCUUCUUCAAGGAUGGAUCAACUGAGUCCUCAAGUUCUACAUCAACAAUCUACACUUAUUUAGGCUAUGGACCAAUUACUGGCGAAGAAUCUGCCCCAAAACGAUGGUUAAGAAAUUUGGGUAUUGGGUUUUGCACCCAAAGGCACGCUACAUGGUUAUUUAUUUAUGACCCACUGCUGUGUGAGCCCAGUCAAAACAUUGCUGUGAAAAAUCCCCAUCACAAUUGGGGUAUUAGAACACAAAAUUUCAGGCAAUGUUCUGGCUCAAAAAAAGGGUCAAAAAGGCAAAAAACCGGACCUGUGAACACUAGACAAAUUGAGGUGACUCAGGUUGAUGUUGCCUUGACGUUUUGGUCAAACGUUGGGGACAGCUGGGGCGCGAAGGCCACUGAUGGAAAUCCAGUGGCCUUCAACCUAGCUGAGGGUCAACAUGUGAAAGCUGGAGCCUUGAGAAGGUUUUUAUUCUGGAGGCCAAAAAUGACCAAAAUAGCACAAAAAGACCAUUUUCUGGAGGCUCUACAAACUGGAGUGGUGUUAACAGAAAAAUAUAAGUGUCCUAUUGGUCUCAUCUAUUACCCUCCUUUUUCAAUAUCUACUCCUGAAAAUACCCAGCAACAAGCCUACAUCAACAAGAAUGGAAACCAGUAUCCUCACUUUGGUGGAAAUGCACAAUGGGGCCCCCAUCAAGUUCAGCCACAGCUACCAAGUUUUCACAAUGGAUUCAUCAGUAGUGGUCUCAAUGGUAUGCAACAGUGCCCUGUGCCGAGUUUGGGUUACACUCAGGACAUUCAAUAUGGCUUUCCUGCCCAUUCUAUGGAUAUCCAGUCUUUCUUGAUGGUGAUCUCAUUUGGAGUCAGAUAUACAACAAGAGUCCAUGAUGUAGAUAAAAACACACAAAUUAAUCUCAAGCACACUCUCAACAUGUGA